AUGGGAGAUAAAGGCUUAGUUGAAUGGGAGAUUAUUGGAACCAGGCCAAAGGCCCAAGGUUUUGUUUGCUCACUUUUCCUCCUAAUUCUGAUCAAGUUCUUCCACAAGGUAUGGUGGACUCCAAUCUACAUUCAAUAUGUCAUGAGGUCUCAAGGAGUCAAAGGCCCUUCUUAUGAAUUCUUCCAUGGAAACAACAAAGAGAUGAUUAACCUGAAAAAAAUAUCCAUGAUCCGUCCCAUGGACUUGUCACAUGACAUAUUUUCCAGGAUUCAGCCUCACAUGUACUCGUGGAUCAAGCAAUAUGGGAAGCAUUUUCUUUUUUGGAAUGGUCCUCAAGCUCAAUUGGUUGUUACUGAACCUGAGCUAAUAAAAGAGAUACUAAGCAAUAAAAAUGGUGCAUUUCCAAAAAUUAAACUCCAAAGUCAUGCGAAGAAGUUAAUAGGAGAUGGGCUCGUGGUUACAGAAGGUAAAAAAUGGUCAAAGCUACGCAAACUGGCAAACCAUGCUUUCCAUGCUGAGAGUUUGAAGGUUUUNUUGUUACUGAACCUGAGCUAA
Ilex paraguariensis (yerba mate) is the source of this 555-nucleotide messenger RNA. Lineage: Eukaryota; Viridiplantae; Streptophyta; Magnoliopsida; Aquifoliales; Aquifoliaceae. The record is from the annotation of a GenBank genome assembly.